CAUGGAUCUUUGACAGAGGGUUUCCUUUCCGGCGCAAUAUUCUGUGACGCUGAUUUUAUGAGAUCUUGUGGAGUAAUCAAAUCAGGUAGCACAAUGUUAUAUGAUGUACGGUUACAACAAUUUGUUUAUUUGUAUCUCGGCGGCCUGCUGUUGUUUUUAGCGGGGCUCGAUCAGGUAGAAGCGGCCACCACUGAAAUGGCCAACCUGAACUGGAAACCGUUCAUCUACGGAGGGAUGGCCUCGAUUGUCGCAGAAUUCGGUACGUUCCCCAUAGACCUGACUAAGACGCGGCUGCAGGUGCAGGGCCAGUCCCAGUACAUGGAGGUGCGCUACCGGGGCAUGUUCCACGCCCUGUUCAAGAUCGGCAAGGAGGAGGGCAUCAAGGCACUGUACUCUGGGAUCUCCCCAGCUCUCCUGAGGCAAGCCUCCUACGGGACAAUCAAGAUCGGGACAUACAACACACUGAAGAGGUUAUUUGUGACCCAUCCGGAAGAUGAGACUAUGGUGAUCAAUGUGUUCUGUGGAGUGGUGUCUGGAGUCCUGUCCUCCUCUCUGGCCAACCCCACUGACGUUGUCAAGAUCCGCAUGCAGGCCCAGGGCAGUCUGUUACAAGGCAGCAUGAUGUCCAACUUCAUAAACAUCUACCAGACAGAGGGAACCCGCGGCCUGUGGAGGGGCGUCAUCCCUACAGCUCAGCGGGCAGCCAUCGUAGUGGGAGUGGAGCUUCCUGUCUAUGACAUCACUAAGAAGCAUCUCAUCAAGUCUGGCACCAUGGGAGACACCAUACUCACACACUUUAUUUCCAGUUUUACGUGUGGCCUGGCGGGGGCGCUAGCCUCCAACCCAGUGGACGUGGUGCGGACGCGUAUGAUGAACCAACGAGUGCUAUCUGGGAACCCCAUGUAUAAAGGCACGCUGGACGGAUUGAUGCAGACCUGGAAGAACGAGGGAUUCUUUGCCCUCUACAAGGGCUUCUGGCCCAACUGGCUGCGUCUGGGGCCAUGGAACAUCAUUUUCUUCAUCACGUUCGAGCAGCUGAAAAAACUCCCCUUAUAGUUGGAACAGGGAGUGGACACUCCGUCGGACCAGAGUGUAUCGGAGUGCGGGAAACACCCCAGCCCUUUGUCUGCGUUACAUUCACGAUCCCUCCCUCGUCACACAAUCUAUGUCUGCAUGCUCAUCUUAGUUUUAUUUUAACUUUUAAUAAUAUUUAUUAUUUUAACUUUAUUAUUUGUGUUGUGUUUUAAACAUUUCCUCAUACUCAUACCCCUCAACCACCCUUGAUGCCACUCCUGGCAGCUAAAGCUUAGGUUGUAGCUGAGGACGGAUGCCCGUUUGGGCCAUAAGGUAUUAGCUAGGUACGCUGACUGCCAGCUUGCUACCGUUUUAAAGUGAACUUGUGGGAAAAGGAGGAGGACUAUCCUGUGUGCAACGGUAACUGGAGAUCUACUUGAGCUUUUUUAGGGAUGUGGAAUAGGCCUCUGAUUGUGUCUGGCUAGUUUUUAACCGCAUCUCUCCACUGCAUGGGAUGUGCAAGAAAAAGAUAGUGGCUGUUAAAUGUAUAGGAUUGGGUUUUUGCCUGUCUGAUCUGACUUUUAAAUAAUGUCUUCACUGUUUUGGGCAGAGCUAGCUAGAAGAGAAUGCAAAGCAUGGUAGGUUAACCAGGUUGUUAUUGUCAAAGAUAAUUUAUUCUCAAUUACUUUCCUGGUUAAGGUUACAAUAGGUGCUGUUUAGUCUGUUAGAGGAACUCAGGACAACGGUGACCUACAUGAAAAAAUACUAUACUAUGGCUAAAUACUAUAGUGUUCACUGUAGUGUUUUUUUCUGCCUUUACUGUAGUUUUGCGGACCUGACUGUAGUAUUUACAGUUUACUAUUGUAUAAAUACUGUAGUAAGGAAAAAAAACUAGUACUCAAAGAGCACAUUUUCCAUAACCUUUAGGUAGGUAGGACUGAGGUCUGAAUGGACAGUUCAGCGCCUCUGUUCUCUUUUUAAUAACCUGUAGGGAACACAAUAUAUGGCAUAUACUUGGCAUGUAGGUUUCUCACUUAUGGGUGGCACAUAUU
This is a messenger RNA of Coregonus clupeaformis (lake whitefish), 2066 nucleotides long. Its product is annotated as brain mitochondrial carrier protein 1. Gene Ontology annotation, biological process: mitochondrial transport. Lineage: Eukaryota; Metazoa; Chordata; Actinopteri; Salmoniformes; Salmonidae. Gene Ontology annotation, cellular component: mitochondrial membrane. Bases 58 to 1056 code for a protein of 332 amino acids. The record is from RefSeq and is a predicted model, not a curated record. The transcript is spliced from 8 exons.